GGUGCACACAGUACAGCGUGUUUCGACUGACAUAAACAUUGGAGGUCGCAGUCUCACAGGGGCACUCUCAACGUGUGCUUCGUUUGUGUAAGAAUGUUAGAUAUGGCGGACGAAGGUCAGACGCCAACAGAGUAUACUCAGUGUUCCCUCAGACUUACCGGAAAGGAAGCAUGAUUACUGGGUAGGGACCGGAACACACACUGGUAUCAAUAUGAUGGGCAAAGCGCUGAGCCGCGGUUCCUCCCUGGAGAACGGUCUACAGGUCAAGCCGAUUCUUCCGCAGUCGCCAACAGAGGAGGAAAAAGAUGGCCGACUGGCAGUUCCUGGUGGACAACCAAGGGUUUACAAACGACGGUGGAUCAUGGUCUUUCUCUUCUGCUUCUACUCCUUGAGUAAUGCCUACCAAUGGAUUCACCUCAACAUAAUCGCUAAUGUCAUCAUUAAGUAUUACAAUCAGAGCCUACCGGAAGACACAUUUAAAAGGGAGACAACCGUAGAUUGGCUGUCUAUGAUUUAUAUGUUGGCAUACAUUCCUUUGAUCUUCCCUUCUACAUUUUUGUUAAACAAGAAAGGAUUACGAGUGGUAGCUAUUUGUGGUUCAUUUCUUAAUGCACUUGGAUCGUGUCUAAAAUUAGCAUGUGUUUCACCAGACCGAUUUCCUGUGUUAAUGUUCGCUCAGACAAUAUGUGCUAUCGCGCAAAUAUUCAUUCUUGGACUUCCGGCACGUAUUGCUGCCGUUUGGUUUGGACCCAAUGAAGUGUCAACAGCCACAUCACUUGGGGUGUUUGGAAAUCAGGUCGGAGUAGCUGUUGGAUUUCUAGUACCGCCGUUGAUAGUAAGGAACAGUGAUGACUUGGACGAAAUUGGUAACGACCUUUGGGCAAUGUUCAUAGGCACGGCUGUUGUGACGGGAAGUCUGUUUCUGUUGGUUAUCCUAGUUUUUCGAGAGAGACCCCUCACGCCGCCAAGUAAGGCACAGAUGAUUGCUGUGGAAAACGAAGCCAAUGAACAUUACGGGAAAUCUCUCUUGAACUUGUUCAAAAACAGAGGAUUUAUGAUACUGACUAUAACGUAUGGUAUCAAUACCGGAUGUUACUAUGGUAUAUCAACGUUACUUAAUCCUGUAGUCCUCCAUUACUUCCCGGGCGAGGAAGAAAAUGCCGGACUUAUAGGACUGACCAUCGUGUUGGCUGGAGUAGCAGGGUCCAUUGUGGCCGGAAUAUGGUUGGACAAGACCAAGACAUUUAAGGCGACAACACUUGGAAUAUAUUUCCUAUCCCUGGCGGGUAUGAUAGCUUUUACCUUCACACUAGACCUCAGUCUGAUGUGGGUGGUGUUCGUCUGUGGUGGAUCUCUAGGGUUUUUCAUGACUGGCUAUCUACCAGUCGGAUUUGAAUUUGCAGCCGAAAUAACAUAUCCGGAAUCCGAAGGGACAUCAUCCGGACUGCUGAAUGCAUCUGCCCAGACAUUUGGAAUCAUUCUGACCAUCAGUAUGAGGGCUAUGCUGAGUAACGUCAGUGUACUUGGAGCUAAUCUAACCGUGUCGGCAGUUCUCCUCCUCGGUACCAUUCUUACAUGUUUUAUUGGGGCAGAUUACCGCCGCCAAGCAGCUGGAAAGGAGGUAUAUAGUAUAAACACACCUUUGAAUACGGAGAGUAGUCAGAAUACUAACUAUACAAAGGCAUUCUAACAUCGUAGAAGAAUUGGACAAUAUUGAAUACGAAGUCCCUGCUCCAGUGAAGAACCCAGAGGAAUUGAGCAAAUUAUAAAUGGGAAACCUGACACCGAAAAGUUACCAUCUUACUAACGCCAUAAUCUCUUUUGUGUGCCAACAGGAGAAGGGGUGACAAUGUAAUAGUUCUGAUGGAGAGUCAAACAACAAUUGUUCAUGUUUUACGUGACAAUGUUAUAGUUCUGAUGAAGGAUUCAAACAACAAUUGUUCAUGUUUUACUAUGUGUAACUUUUAAACAGUCAGCGCCAUUGUGAUUGCAAGAAAGCUUUACAUCUAGGGACAUUAUAAAAUAUUUGUAUACAUUUUACUUAAUCGAGAUCGCCUUUUGUCCGUUGGCAUAUAUCGUCCGUAUUGUUUUUGAAAACAAAUGACAUUUUCGACUUCUUAUCAAAAUUAACUUAACGUAGGUCCCCGAUGGCUCGACAAACUUCUUCAUCAGACCCAGCAAUACUAGAAAAUCGGUUUUAUUGUAUUUGACAAUUUGCAGCUGUAUGAUAUGAUGUGUUUGUCAUAGUGGUGACAAAAUCACAGUCGCGGUAUUUGCUCAACAGUGAUAGGAAAUCACUCUGUUUAUAAAAUAUUUAUUAACACCAACAAAAUAUCGGAGCUAUCUGGCGACUUUUAAGGCCGAAUGAUCUCUUGUAAUUAACGUGUUCGAUUUCUUUUUUAUUGUAUUUACUUACUCUCUGCACUGUAAACAAUUGUGUGCUCGUGUUUUAAUCAUAAGACUAACGUGUAAGGAUUGAUAGCUCGUUUUUAUUUUGAUAAGUGCUUUUGUAUGUAUGUUUGAUGGAAUUUAUCUUCAUAACAUUCGAUUUCUUCUGAUCUAAUAUAUAAUUACUUGUCAGUUUUCAUUUUACCAUCUCAAGAUAAUGUCAUGUUUAAGUGUCAUUGUUUAUAUUUAGAUAUGAUGUUUUGUCUGUCCCUCAAACUAAACAUAAUACUAUGCUUAUGUUUGUUUGUUAUCUCCCUUUGGAUACUAACUACUUUUUCAUUACAUUGCAUUUGGAUAAAAUAUGUGAUUAUAUUUUCCUAUAUAACAUGGUAGUGAGUAUUAACAAUUUGAAUAUUGAUAUACCGAUAUAGCAUAGCAACCUAGCCAUCUCACAGCGGUUUACAAAUCAACUAUUUUUAUUACAUCUUUUAUGGUAUGGUCAGUCCAGUUUGUAUUACACCGUUUAUGGUAUGGUAAGUCCAGUUUGUAUUGCACAUUUCAUUGUAUGGUCAGUCAAGUUUGUAUUACACCUUUUAAUGGAUGGUCAGUCCGGUUUGUAUUACACCUUUCAAUGGAUGGUCAGUCCGGUUUGUAUUACACCUUUCAAUGGAUGGUCAGUCCGGUUUGUAUUACACCUUUCAAUGGAUGGUCAGUCCGGUUUGUAUUACACCUUUCAAUGGCUGGUCAGUCCAGUUCAGAUUACAAAUUUCAUGGUAUGGUCAGUCAAGUUUGGAUAACACCUUUCUCUUGAUAGGUAUUACUUUGGUAUUGUCUUCUCUUUCGUGACAAUCACCACUGUUAAAACACCUGCCGUUCUGGGUCAUGAUUUUCUUUUUCUUUAAAACAAAUCGCCAUACUUUUUCUUCUGUGUUUAAACUCUUUAGAAACGAAACCCUAUAUAUCCUAAUAUAGUGAUUUGCAUUUAUAAUAAAUAAUAUGAUGAAUUGAUGUUGAGAACUAUCAGAUUUUUCCUAUUUGCACAACACUCGUAAUGUUCACGUCAUCAGUUAAAAUGUUAAACCACUUUAAACAAAUUUAAUAUUCCGAUAUUGUGAAGUUGUUUAGUUACCCCACUGGCGUCGACAUAACGAGGUUUUUCUUUGCGAAUCAGAAAGACAAUUUCUUACUUAUUUUAAGUAUUGUAGCAUGGUGGUAUUUAUUUUUUGUAUAUGCAGGUUCAAUGUAUAUAUGCAAAGUUUUAAUCAAAGGGCGAUAUUUUAUAAAUAGUGCUAUGUUCAAAAGUGUAGGUAGUGCUAUAUAUGUUAUCAACGUGCUAUUACAUACCAAUACUUGACGGAGUUCCCCGAGAAGUUUUACGAAGAUUUUAAGAUUUAUUUGAUGGUGCUUUAGCAAUCUUACUCCCAGUCCUUUCCCUUUACCACCACAUACUAUUUAUAUAUCUAUCACUACACUACGCAUGGUUUCUAUAUGAAAAAGCAUGCAUAGCACUGUGUUAAUUAACUGCGUAAUGAUAUCACAUGUUUUACAUUUAUCUUUAUUGAUGUGCAAGUUUGAAUUUAUUUUGAGACGUUUCGAUGCUUCAUUGUAUGAUAGUUUGUAUUCCUGUGAGUGAUUGGUCAGUGUAAUUUUGUUCUCUCAUCAAUGCAAUUAUUAUGGUGAUGGAAAUCAAAUCUGCAUGAUCAUUUAAAAUAGAAAUCCAAUACAAUUGUUUUACUUAUCGCCAAACUGAAGAUAUUUUAAGCAAUUUCGACAGCUUACCAUUAACUUUCAAGAUACAGAGAUGCGAAUUUACUCUUAAAGAAUAGGUAUUAAUUUGAUGCUUACAUCAAUUCGCCUUUUCAAUAAAGAGAAGAGAAAGUUAGAAUCUGCUCCCUUCCUGUUACUGUAGAAUCAUUCUUCACCACAUACAAUUUCUUUGUUAUAUUCACGGUAAUGAAACAUGCUAUUUUUUGUGAGGUCAUACUUAUUUCUGGACCAGAAAAUGUUGCCCGGGUGGUAGUGUUCUUUAUUGUUUUCAUUUAAUGACCUAUAAAUAGAUAUGAUACAAAGACAAAAGGUCACGCAAUAACAUCAUUCCAUUAUUUAACCUUGGCGUGUGUGAAGUGUUAUUCCUUAUGCUAUAAAAGAUCUGCCAAUCGUUUAUCGAUCACAAACAGAAUGGAACAGUGGAAGCAUGAAAUAAUUCAUGUUUUAGUUACCUAUUAUAUCAUGAAGUCAAUUUUUAUCUUGACACGACAUAUUUCCAUCAAUUAGCCGACCUUGAUCAUAACAUUAUUUCAAAGUUUCUUAAUAAAAUUUGUAAUGAUUAAAUACAUGUAUUUUUUAUUAUGAAUUCCCAAAAAAAUGAAAAUACGUUUGAUUGCUAUACAGCCUACUUCUUCUUGUCCACUUACCUUGCCUAAACCUGACGUAAAUUAGUAACAGGUGAGGUGCACAGGCCCAUUGUACCUCUUCUUAUUAUUUUAUUUUUUUCUGUUUAUGGUUACUACGAGGCCAACAUGUUUUAUGUCGUACAUCUAGUGAUGUAAUGUGCUCAAACUAUGUUGUAUUGCCAUUGUUUUUGACUUUCAUAACAUUAUGUGCUGCUACCAGUGCUUGAGCAAACGCUCCCGUAUAUAAUUGAUAAUCAUUGAUAUCAAUUUUGAAAUUAAAAAAAUCAACUGAA
Molecule: messenger RNA, 5074 nt
Organism: Pecten maximus
Lineage: Eukaryota; Metazoa; Mollusca; Bivalvia; Pectinida; Pectinidae
Product: feline leukemia virus subgroup C receptor-related protein 2-like
Exons: 11
Coding region: 212-1690 (492 amino acids)
Biological process (GO): transmembrane transport; heme export
Cellular component (GO): membrane
Molecular function (GO): heme transmembrane transporter activity; heme binding
Source: RefSeq, a predicted model, not a curated record